AUGUUGCCGACACCAAGCCUGUUACGCCUCCUGGCCUUCAGCAUUGCCGUCGUCGCCGGACAUCCAAGUCGCCGACCAAUUGUUGAUCUUGGUUACGAAAAAUACCAAGCGAUCGAUCAGGGCAAUGAAACAACCACCUAUUAUUCUUUCUCGAACAUCAGAUACGCCUCUCCUCCCGUUGAUGACCUCCGUUGGAAAGCACCAGUGCCCCCUCGCGCGAACCGGUCUUCUAUUCAGUCCAACCCUCAAGUAAUUACAUGUCCCCAGGGGUCAACAACAUGGCAAAUCAAGACAUCCAUCACUACCAAUGAGUACUUGGAAUCCGGCAAAGUUCCCAACGUUUCAUACUCCAAUCUUGAGAGCAUGGUGCAAAGCGGACAAGAGGACUGCUUGUUCCUGGAUGUUCUUGCGCCGAAGAAUACCUUUGAUCAUGUUAAGAGCGGUGCUCGCGUGCCUGUCAUGGUUUGGAUACAUGGUGGUGGAUUCACGGCCGGCUCGAAAACAGAUUUCGGAUCAGCAAAGACUCUGGUCGAUCGGGCCAAUGAGGAUGGCUCAGAUCCCAUGGUCUAUGUGGCCCUCAAUUAUAGGCUAGGUGGUUUUGGCUUUCUCGCUGGUUCUUCAUUUGAAAGAGAAGGUGGUCUUCUGAAUGCCGGUCUAUUCGAUCAACGGAUGGCACUUCAAUGGAUUCAGGAUAAUAUUCAUCUAUUUGGUGGCGACAAAAAUCAAGUCACCGUCGUUGGCGAGUCUGGGGGAUCAGGGUCCAUCAUGCACCAUAUCACUGCGGGUGGAAACAAUAACCCAGCCUUCCAGAGGGCUAUUCUGCAAUCGCCAGCAUAUUUCCCUUACCGAUCGGCAGUUGAGAAUCAGAAUGCGUUUCGUUCAUUCAUGGGCCAUGCGAAUGUCACCAGCCUUGCCGAAGCUCGCCGUCUCCCGUCUGAUAUCCUCAUCGCAGCCAAUUCCCGUUCAAUAGGCGAAGCUUUGCCAUACGCUUCCCCCGUUUAUUCUCCUACUCCUGAUGGAGACAUUGUCCUGUCUGAUCCCAAGCUCCGCCUAUCGCGAGGAGAGUUCCAUCGAUCAAUUGAGAUCAUCACCUCCCACAAUUCAGAUGAAGGUCUCACCUUGGUUCCUGCCAUUCAUACCUGCCAGGAGUACGAAUCUCUGUUAAGAAGCCUAUUUACCCACUUCAAUACCUCCACAAUCAAUCACAUCGUCAACGUUUUGUACCCCCCAAUCUUUGACGGAUCUAUGGGCUACACCAACAAUUAUCAAAGAGCAGCCAAAACCGUCGGGGAGGGCAUCAUCGAAUGCAAUUCGGUGUCGCUAGGUCUUGCUUUCGGACUCCGAGCCCACGCAUACUAUUUCUCAACCUACCCUGGACUUCACGCGCAAGACACGUCUUAUACCUUCUACAACCCUGGGGCACAGUCUUCCUAUUCCCUGGUGGAUACCGGCGCAGUCAACCAGACUCUCGCAUAUAUCAUGCAAGACUACAUUGCUAAUUUUGCCAAGUCUGGCCAGGUCAAGUCUGAGUUGGAUGGUUUGUCAGAGAUUCCGCCAUACGGGUCGCAUGGGACCUCAGUGCAGUUGGACUCGGCCGGGGUCAAACUCGUCGGCGAUCCAGCUCUAACAUCUCGAUGCGAAUGGUGGGCUUCAAUCGACUACCAAGGUCCCAUCGUGUCUGGCUCUGGAGCCUGUAGUGUAUAG
This is a messenger RNA of Aspergillus melleus, 1704 nucleotides long. RefSeq lists its product as uncharacterized. NCBI's taxonomy places the organism in Eukaryota, Fungi, Ascomycota, Eurotiomycetes, Eurotiales, Aspergillaceae. The transcript has 3 exons. The record is from RefSeq and is a predicted model, not a curated record. Bases 1 to 1704 code for a protein of 567 amino acids.